Messenger RNA from Magallana angulata, 1244 nucleotides. RefSeq lists its product as uncharacterized. The coding region runs from base 106 to 1086 and encodes 326 amino acids. NCBI's taxonomy places the organism in Eukaryota, Metazoa, Mollusca, Bivalvia, Ostreida, Ostreidae. The record is from RefSeq and is a predicted model, not a curated record. The transcript has 7 exons.
AGACAAGGGGUCCAGGGGUUCUGUGUGUAUAUAUAUAAAGGAGCUGACCGCGGCCCACAGGUCACUACCAUCGCCAAGAGACAGGACAACACAGGUGUUGUAAACAUGCGGAAUUACUCCCCUCUCAUCCUCCUGCUCGUGUCUCUUCUACACCUAGGAGAGUGCCAGUUAAAUUUGGGCGAGAUCCUGAGCGACCCCACGAUGAGCAAGAUGUUGAUGGGAGGCGGCACCGGGGGACUCGGGGGACUCGGGGGUAUGGCGGGCCUCGGCGGGGGGCUCGGCGGUCUGGGUGGAGGAUUGGGAGGUGGUGAGAGCGCAUUAAAUCUGGGGUCUUUAAUGGAGAACCCCAUGCAGAUGUUGACCGACCCCACCAUGAGGCAACUGCUGACGUCAGGAGGAGGCGGGGUCUCGGCCGGAGGUGUGGACCCGGCGAUGUUGAGUGCUUUAGUGGACCUGAAUAGCGCGCCACUACUUGAUGUCAACACCCUGACCCAGCUCAGUCAGCUAAACGACCUCAUACCACCCACCACCCCCAAACCCGUCACCACCCCCAAACCAGUGGCGGCUGGCUCCACCAUUAACCUGUCCAUAGGUGGGACCUCGACCUCGCUAGGCAGUGAACAGUCUCUUGCUGACCUCAUCCAAAAGCUCCAGCUCAAGAGAAAGAAGAAGGAGGCAGCUGCUGCUGCAUCUGCUGCCAUAGAAACUGUUCCCAAUGGUAACCUGGGGUCGGUGUUUGCGGAAACUUUGAAGCCAAGCAACUUGAACCCCAACUUACCGGUGGCAAAGAUGCUUGAGCUUGCCAAGGAUGGAAUUGGUGUAUCGCCCAGUCUACAGAACAUGGUCUGUCCCACAAAGCAGUGUCCAUUUCCUUUAGCGUGUGGAAAUCCAGUCAAAACCUAUACGCCCGAGACUUUCUUCGUUUGCCCAGAAUGUCCAAUGUGCCCGGGCGACAUCCUUAAGGGCGUGUCUGCCAGACUGGGGAAGGUGGUCCGGAUUGCCCAACCAAAAACCAAGCCAGGCGUCAAAAAAGCCAUUUCAUCUAAUAGCGUUGAUUCCAAAUCACCAUUUGAAGUCAUGGGAUGAUACCAACGUGUAGCUACUAAAUGGAAAUCGUAAAAUUUAGAUGCAAAUAUUAGGGUUUUUUUCCUCCAUAAAUACUCUUUUUUUAUCUUUCAUUUGUGGAUGUACCUAGAAUAUUGGGAUUGAUCUUGCUUUGUUAAUAAAUGACUUUUUAAAAAUUA